GAGGACGGGCUGUUCCUCCACGUCGCCGCACCCCCGGAGCUUCUGGAGGCUCCGGUGAGUCAGCGUCGGCCCCCGCCCGUUCGCCCCCCGUGGUGACUCGGCAGCGCCGCCGCUCCUGGUCAUGCUCGGGCAUGUCGAGCCACGGCCGGCGGAGGAGCUAAGCCCCGACUUGCCUCCUGUUGGCAGUGCUAUAUAAAGCCCAGGCCGGCGCUUCCCGGCCCGAUUCGGUCCAGAUACCCGCUGCCGGUGACCGGUGUGUGGGUUGGACGAGGGCAGCGAGGCAAAUGUGCAAUACCAAGAUGUCCUCCCUUACGGAUGCCUCUUCUGUCACCGCAUCGGAGCAAGAGGCGCUGGUUAAACCAAAGCCUUUAUUUUUGAAGUUGUUAAAGUUAGCUGGUGCAGAGAAAGACACUUUUACUAUGAAGGAGGUAAUAUUCUAUCUUGGACAAUAUAUUAUGUCUAAACAAUUAUAUGAUGAAAAACAGCAACAUAUUGUUCACUGUGCAAAUGAUCUCCUGGGAGAUUUAUUUGAAGUAACAAGCUUUUCAGUAAAAGAACACAGGAGACUGUAUUCAAUGAUUUCCAGGAAUCUGCUAGCAAUCAAUCAACAAGACUCCAAGCUUGCUGACACACCUGAGGAUGAUGCCAGAUUUCAACUUGAAGAAAAUGUUCUAAAGGAAUCUAUGCAAGAAUUAGAAGAGAAGCAGACUUCAUCAAAUGUGACUUCCCGACCAGCUGCAUCUUCUAGAAGGAGAACACACAGUGAAUCUGAAGAAAAUUCUUCAGAUGAUCUGCAUAGUGACAGAAGAAAACGACACAAGUCAGACAGCAUUUCGUUGACGUUUGAUGAAAGCCUCUCCUGGUGUGUAGUCAGUGGUCUGUGCCGUGAAAGAAGCAAUAGCAGUGAUUCAUCAGAUUCUCUUUCCAUUCCUGAUCUUGAUGCCAGUUCGUUAAGUGAAAACUCUGAUUGGUUUGACCACAGUUCUGUUUCAGACCAGUUCAGUGUAGAAUUUGAAGUUGAGUCUAUUUAUUCAGAAGAUUACAGCCAUAAUGAAGAAGGACAGGAACUCACAGAUGAAGAUGAUGAGGUUUAUCAGCUGACCUUUUACCAGGAUGAAGAUAGUGAUGCUGAUUCAUUUGAUGAAGAUCCAGAGAUUUCUCUAGCUGAUUAUUGGAAGUGUCCCCAGUGUAGCGAAAUGAAUCCUCCACUUCCACGACAUUGCCACAGAUGCUGGGCCCUUCGUGAGGACUGGCUUCCAGAAGAAAAGAGUGAUAAAUUGGAAAAGAGUGAUAAAUUGGAAAAGAGUGAUAAAUUGGAAAAGAGCACAUUAGAAAGUUCCAUCCCUCUAGAGUCUGAAGAAGGUUUUGAUGUUCCUGACUGCAAGAAGGGGAAAACGAGUGAUGAUAAAGAACCAGCUGUGGAGGAGAAUGAGGAUAAAGGAGUACAAAUUUCUGAAUCGCAGGAAAGUGAAGAUUUUUCCCAGCCAUCAACAUCAAGCAGCAUGUUUUUUAGCAGUCAGGAAGACUAUAAGGAACCUGAGAAGAGAGAAAUGCAAGACAAAGAGGAAAGCAUGGAAUCCAGUCUGCCAGUUACCAGCAUAGAACCCUGUGUCAUUUGUCAGAGCAGGCCUAAAAAUGGCUGCAUAGUACAUGGCAAAACGGGACAUCUCAUGUCAUGUUUUACAUGUGCAAGAAAGCUUAAGAAGAGGAACAAACCCUGCCCAGUGUGCAGACAGCCCAUACAAAUGAUUGUACUAACUUAUUUUAGUUAGAUGGAUGUUGACUGGAAAGCAGCAAAAGGAACUUCAUAAACUGGUUAAGAGAGUAAGAAACUAUUUUUGUACGCUUAUUGGAAAAUGAGUAUUUUGGAACUCUUCAUGUAUGGUGUGAAAAGUAACUGCUGGUAUAAAUGCACAGGAGUUCAUAAAAGGUUGACCCAAUUUCAUAAGUCAAUUUGAAGAUUUUCAAUCCCUCCUGACAGAAAGAAUUAAUUCCUGUAAACUACCUGCCACUCUGGGUGCUUUAUGUUCUAUACAAGUUAGUGUCAUUUGUUUUAUUGGUGAAAUACACACAUUAAAACCCAAAUUCAAGGAUUACAAGAGGAGAGACAUGCUGAUGAGUUUGUUCAUGUGAGUUCCUCCUCUUAAGAAGAUUCAAGAUUCUACAGAUUCCAGUAUCUUGUUGCCUGGUGAUGAUACCAGGCUCAAUCAGAACCCUCUCAAUGAGUUAAUAAAAUAAAGAAGAGUCUUGUCUCCCUCAUUUCCAAAACUUAAAUUCCUCCAAAUAAUCCAGUUAUGGAGGAGAUCUUACCAGGAAGUGGGGGAAGAUGCAAUAACAAUUUUUAGGUUUUGAAAAUAGAAAAGCAUAUUGUGUGUCUUACUGUCAUAGUGUGUUUUGUAAACUUCAGGGCUGUGUUUGUCUGUAGAAGUCACUGAUCUGAGUUCAGUCUUAGUUAUCUCUUAAGUGUCCUGGCAAAUUGGCUUUUACUAUACUGUCUGUCAUUUUAGCAGCAUGAGAAUCCACUUGAACAGAAGAGAUAAAUGAAGGAGAUGCUAUGUAAUGUCACUGCAAGCAACAUUAGGGCAGUCUUAUUUUUUUCCUGCACUUGGUUUUGACUUGUGCAGACUUUUUUUUACUUUGUGUGCAGCUGGAUUACUAUAUUCUCUUGACUAAAAAUGGGAAAAAGAAUCCACCUCCACCUCCAGAAAUCAAAUAAGCAGUGUAGUUCUAGUUCACACAGACAGUUUUUACACUCCGUAGUCUGUCAAAUUUAGGCUAUUUUUCCCAGUAUCACAAGAAUUCUGCAGAUCUGUUGCAAGGUGUAAGGCCAGCUCUAAAGUGGUUUCAUUGGGUCUUACUGCUUUUAGCUCGUCUCCUCACUGUACUGUGUCAAAAACUGUGUGAAACAAAUCAGUUUUUUUAUCAAAGUCCACUGACUCGGUCCCAUGGUGAGUUCAGAGGAGGUACCAUGAGUGUGUUUUUGUAAGCUUAGGUAUCUUCAGAAUAGAGUUAAAUAACUCACCUGAGUGGCUUUUCAGAUAGAGAGUUCCUGUACCAGUGAGUUAUAUUUAUUGCUUUGGAAAACUAGAUUACAAGAUGAACUCUGUUUUUAUCACCUUAAUUUUACAGGUAGUUGCUGAUCUUCUGCCCAAUAGAGAAAUGGCAGAUAAGUAGCCAGGGGAGUGCCAAGAAUGGUGAUGUAGCCUAAAUGCAGGAACUGUGCUGUGCUGCCAUCCUGCAGGCCAAGGUUAAACCACUUCUUAACACCACCAGUACAGAAGGAUGGCUGUAUGCUAGCACAGGCUUUUACUGCUAUAAUUGCCUUCAUGUUGGAGCUGAAAUACUCUGGUAUCAACUGUCUGUAAACCGGGGAUGCAGAUGCCUGGAAGGCAAGGAAGUACCAAGGGAAAGGAUGUAAAGCUGCACAGGAGAGACUUGGGAAACCCUUGGUUGUGUCUUCCCUGCACAGAAGUACCUUCUUGGGUAAAGAUUGAGGUACCAGGAUCAGUCAUGUUUUGUUUGUACAUUUGAGCUAAUUUUUGAAAAAUACUACAGAAAGAUACCAGUACUUCUGAAGUCUUACCAUAAUUAGUUUUAACUAAGGAAAGUGUAAAACCCAGCUCUACAUGUUUAUUCAAAUUCUUGAAAAUAUCUUGCCUCUUGCAAUUAGCAACAGCAGGUAGCUGGAUGUUCUUGAAGUUCCUUGGCCAGCAGAAUCCUUCCAUGGGUUUCGUGGGAUUUUAUAAUCCUUCAUCUUGAGAUGGAGAACUCCUUUGGGCAGAUAUUUAAAAUGUUUAAGUAGGGAUGCUUCCAAUUCAUCCUGCUUCCUAUUUAUUUUUCUUAAUUUUGAUUUGAUAAAUGCAGCGAAGGCUCUUCCAUUGCACGUGCAAGUCAGAACCAAACAGUGAUUGUGUUGUAGUCUGGAAUGUGCAGCUGAUAGGAUUGUGGAGCUGUCUGUUCAGGAGGGGCAUUUGAUAGCAUGGGUGCUGCUUAAAAAGCUUUGUCCAUUACAUCAUCUCCCAUGUCUCCAGGCUUCUCUGCAGUCACUGUGAGGGGCUGUGCAGCUGCAGUGGUGAGGGAGCAGUUUUUCUUAGAGUUCUUGCUGGAACAAAUUGUGCCAUCCCAGUAGUGGCAUUCUCAUAAGUGAUCUCAGUAUUUAGAAAAAAAACAACUUUGCUCUCUCUGAAAGGCAGGUAUGGUCAGAGCAAUGAUCCUUGCUGCUCUCAAUUGCUCAGCUUUGGGAUUUUUUUUCAAAGCCUGUUUCAUCUCUCUAAUGUUUUCUGCUUUGGCAAAAGAGAACCCAAGACCAUACAGUAUAAUUAAUUUUCCCUUCUGUGACCUAAAAUUGUCCUUCCCUGCUAGCAUGUGGUGAAACAGCCCUGGAAAUACCCUCCCCUCCAUACAGUGCUGAGGAAAUGGGUAAUUAGGAUUUCUGAAUCUAUGGCCCUACUGAAUCAGAGCGAAUCUUUGUUUUGAAUUAUAUUUAUUUGGCUUAAUGUUGUUCUUAAUAACUUCUAGUACAACUUUAGGGUUUGGAGUGUUUGGGUUGUGUUUUGUUUGUUGGGGGGUUUUUUUGUUGUUUUUUUUUUUAACCCAAAGCAUGCCUUACAGAUAAGGGAGUGAUGUGUAUCAGUGUCUGUCCCAGUUCCUGUAGGAGAUGCUGUUGGGCAAAGUGCAUGCCUGGGGUUGGGGGGUGUAUGUGAUGCUGUGACCCCAGCACUGCAUCCCUGGUCCUAGGCCAGGGUGGGUCUUCACUCCAAAAGGCUGAAAUCUUUGGCUCUGCCUCCACGUGUUGCCCUGACCCAGGCUGGGUAUGGAUGCGGUCAGUGGUGACUGGGCUGGUGUUCAUCAGCUUCUUUGUUCUGGGCUGGAAAUGUGAUUCUGGCCUUGGAUAAAGGCACAAAAGUCAGCAAGGUUUUGUUACAGAAGCUGACAAUUGGUUUUGCUUGGGGAGGUCUCUAAGGUGUCCUUAUUUAAUAUCGUACACAUUUUAAUUUAUUGCAGUUUGUAAAUAUCUGCUUACAGUUAAGUGUUUUGAGGUUUAAUUUAUUGAAUUAGUCUGUUGGUACGUGUGUAGAUAGAUAAAUACACAUACUUAGUGAAUCACAGUCAUGAUAAUACUGAAGAAACUGUAGCAUUAGAAUACAAACAUUCAGGUUAUUUUCAGGUUAAGAGGGGUUUAGGAAGAAUUGUGGCUCUGUCUUCAUUUUUCCUUCCCCUAAAAUAAUUUCUGCAUUGAACCUGAACAACAUUGGUUAACAGAGUGGAAACAAUUUGAUGGCAUUUGUUUUCCUUUGGAAUACUUUUGGGUCUCUGAAGAGCCAAGAACUUGACUGCUUUGCUGUGCUGGCAGCAGCAGAGGGGAUGGCCUGGGAGGUGUGGUGAGAGGUGUUGAGGUUGGUUUGCAAGGGCUGGGACUUGGUUUUUUACCUUAGAACAGGGGACCAAGACAGCUGAAGGGAGGCGUGGCCAGAUGGUGACAGAAUGUGACAGUACAGAAUGUUCAGUACUUGUCUUGGUCUGUUCCUUCAUGCACUUCAGGUAGACCAUAGUUAUAUACAAGUGCUAUAAGAACUUGCAUUUAUUUUUACAGUAAACUCACUUUUUAAUUAAUUAUGACUUCUUUCACUGUAGCUGUUGAUUAGUAUUGAAAUUCAACUCUUGAACCAGGGAGGGGAAGUGCUAAGUGAAGGAUGCGAGGAAGCUGGCAAAAUUUGCUUAAUUCCAGUGCCUGAAAUCUCUCAAAAAGACUGGAAGGGCUGAAGAUAUUUUAAAACUUUUUAGUACUUUAACCCUGCAUCUUCACUUACAAUUUACUAGUUAUGAAGUCUGCUGCUUUUGUCCUUUAAAAAACUUGCACAGAUGAAACAGCAGUAGCUGGAUUGCUGAUUAUAUUGGAGAUUGCCCAUGCAAAGAUUGUUUUUUUUGUUGAGCCAGCACCCUUUGAAUAUUGAUUUAGUUGUACUAGAGAUCACACAGGGAGAAAGGGUGGAGUAAAAAUGCUUAAAAAUUGAUUUAUGUAAAGAAAAAAACCACCAUUUUUCCUACCUGUGGUGCAGUUUUAUCAUUGAAUUUAGUUUGUUGUAAAUUUGUUUGACUCUCACCAUCUCUGAAGUGUCUGUGUGGGUAUGAAGUCACAGGCAAGACUUGGGGCAAAUUUUUCUCCUUAAAAGACUUGUGUGAGGGAAAAACAAUUCCUCAUUCUUACAGAGAGCAUCAUCAAGAAUAGUCGUGUCAAAUAAUUGUGUUCUAUGAAAGAGUGUUUAGUAAAUUUAUUAGAAGCAUAAUGAAACUGAAUAAGCUGAAAUGGAUAAAUAAGAUUAAUAUAGGGGUGAAGAACUUCUUCCCCAUCUUACUAUAAGCUGCUGUUGUGUUGGGAGGGCAUAACUUUGAAAGUAAGUGUUUAUAAUGCUAAAGCAACUUAAUUUGGGUGUUAACUUGCAAAAUGUAGCCAGGGGUGUGUGAGCAGUUAAACCAGGAGGAUGGCACCUUGUGUUUGGCAUCACGGGGCCCAAGGUGGGACAUGUGCUGCUGUGGUGCUUCCCUGCAGCAAAGGAAAGGGCGCUGGACACCUGCACCUCCUGAGCUGUGCUGGCCAGCAGGGUGCCAGCAGGGGGGUGCAGACUGUGGGUGGCUGUGGGGUGGCCCACGAACUCCAUAAAGUGCGUGGUGCAGCGUGGUUAUGCUGGUACUGCACCCACUGCUCUGCAUCCACCUCCUCUGGGCCAGUGCAUCCCCUCCCUGCCUGCCCUGCUGCCCCAGCUGAGCCAUACCCGGGCAGGCCCUGAGCCUCAGUGACUUUGUCAUUUAAAGGUUGCAAAAGCAACGUAGAGCAAAGCAAAAAAAAAAACCAAAACAUCAUAAGAUAUCUGAACGAUGGAUUGCACUUACUGAACAUGAAAAUUAUUUUUAUUUAGCACUGAUGCACUCAAAGCUUCAAAUGAAUUCUUCUCUGUAGUGUGUGUGUGCACGUGUAUUCUACAUGUAGAAUUUGUUGGUGAUAGUUAAAAAGGUGGUGUCUCCCCUUUCGAGUAGGUGGUGCUUUAACUUAACAGCCUGACUUUUAAAGAACAGUUCAUGUUUUCGAGCUCAGUUAAUGGCCUGCAAACAUGACAGGGACAUAAUACCUGAAAUACCAAAUAGCUUUUCCAAAAGCAGAGUCUUUGCUUUUGACUACACGCAGCUGGAAUGGCUAUAAAACAGACUGGCUUAGAGUGAAUUUAACUAUGCAAUUGUGCAACUGCUCCUAGAUGCACACGCUUUCAAGAGCUUGUCAUGGUGUGUACAUUAUAGAUACCCAAUAAACAUACAGUCAGUAACCAUAAAACUAUGAAUAUCCACUCAAAUCGCACAGAGUAGAGAUCCAUUUAUGACAAGAAUUUUCAUGUGUAUGGUGUUUGUCUUUUGGUUUUCAUUUCUUUUCUGAGGAAACCAGAUCAUAUGGUCCAUUUAAAAGCUUUAAAUAAAGAUCUGUUUAUAUAUA
Molecule: messenger RNA, 7483 nt
Organism: Calypte anna (Anna's hummingbird)
Lineage: Eukaryota; Metazoa; Chordata; Aves; Apodiformes; Trochilidae
Gene: MDM2
Product: MDM2 proto-oncogene
Exons: 11
Coding region: 285-1772 (495 amino acids)
Biological process (GO): negative regulation of apoptotic process; regulation of cell cycle
Cellular component (GO): nucleus
Molecular function (GO): identical protein binding; ubiquitin protein ligase activity
Source: RefSeq, a predicted model, not a curated record